ACGGCAAUGAGACAAGAUUUUCUGCUAUUUACCUAUAUCCGACUGAGGAGAGUGGGGUGGCUGUCACCGAUCCUUGCUGGCGCCGCAAUUGGCGAUGAGUUGGCAAGAAGAUCCCGAGCUUAAAAUGGCCGUGGGGCCUAAAGGAGAGAUCGUGGUUAGCUGGAUCUUGUAAAUGCACAGAUGAGCAGAAAACAACAUUGCAGCUGAGGAUCUUGGAUAUCUAACACGAAGCCAAGAUAUCCUGUAACUUGCUAGUAUUUCAGCUUCUGUAAAUGAGCCAAGAUUAGUUGGUUUUUUUCUGACACCUUCAUGAAGAGAGGAGAGAAGCCUGAUGGACAUAGACAAAUGAGGCCAAAAACAUUCCCUGCCAGCAACUUUUCUGGGAGUAGCCGCCAGAUGUUGCAGGAAAUCAGAGAAAGUCUCAGGCAUUUACCCAAACCAUCAGGGGAUGCUGGGAGCACUGAUCAAAGUGUGAUGAAAUUGAGCACAGAAGAUUCAAGACAACAAGGCCGGAAUGCACUUAAAUUUGUAACUUACCAAAAGGCUCUGCAGGAGAUCCGGAACUCCUUGUUGCCAUUUUCAAAUGAAUACAGUUCUUCAGUCCGUGGUUCCACGGAUGUAAACAAGCAGAUGUUACAGGAUUUAGUAAAUGCAGGGUUUGAUGAGGACAUGGUAGUUCGAGCUCUCAAGCAGACCAACAGUCGCAGUAUAGAGGCUGCAAUUGAAUACAUCAGUAAGAUGAGCUAUCAGGAUACACGGCGAGAACAGAUGGUUGCUGCAGCUGCAAGACCAGUGAAUGCAAGUGUGAAAACAUCAGCACCCAGCACGGUUCAGCAAACAAUUAACCGGAGGCCAAGCUGGAAGGGCUCAAAAGAAUCUUUAGCUGCACAACGACAUGGUCCAUCAUUGAUGGAUGGCGUGGGAUAUCGAGCAGACAGCCCGGUCUCCCAGAUAGAAAUGGGUCGGCCAUUGUCAUCAAGUUCAGGAAUGACUACAUAUACACAGAGUCAUCCAGGUAAUGGACAAGUGCCUUUGGGAGCAGUGAACACUCAGAGAGCGAACCCUCAACCACCACUCCCAGUCAGGAGUGUAACUCCUCCACCACCUCCACCCAGAGGACAGACUCCACCCCCACGUGGUACCACUCCUCCCCCACCCUCUUGGGAGGGGAGCCAGCAACCAAAACGGUUCUCUGGCAACAUGGAAUACAUGAUUACACGAAUAUCUCCUGUGCCGCAAGCAGCCUGGCAGGAUGGGUUCCCACCAGCAAACCUGAAUGCUGCCUCUAUGAUGAAUCCACAGCCCCAAGGCCAAAGAGGAAUUAGUCCUAUUCCACUUGGUAGGCAACCUAUUAUCAUGCAAAAUGCCACUUGUAACAAAUACAACUACCCAGCAGGCCGAACAGGCCACCAGAAUGGAUCAGCACCACCUGAUGGCUCUAUAGGUGGACACUUUGUGCCACACACAACUGUUAUGGGAGGAAGCGCGGUGACUCGUCAGCCACCUCCAUACCCUCACUCUCAGUCUAGCAGACUAAGCCCCUGUGCCCUCCAAAUGCAAGCUGGUGGGGCUGCUGCUACCACUUACAGUAGUAACUUGAAUGGAAACGUUUCACAGUCUGUCAUGGUGUCAAACCGAAACAGCCAGAACAUGGAUCUUUAUAACAUCGGUGCACCUACAAUUACAUCUUCAUGGCCACAGCCACCUCCACCUCAGCCCCAGUCUUCAGGUGGUGGGCAGGAGAUGACUAACUGGCAUCCUUCUCAAAAUCUGAACGCACCUGUACGGUCCAAUUCUUUCAACAAUCAUCUUCUGUCCAGCCGGCAGCCUCAUUCCAACUCUCAGCCCUCUGUCACCACGGUGACUGCCAUUACACCUGCCCCCAUUCUACAGCCUGUGAAGAGCAUCCGUGUACAGAAACCUGAGCUUCAGACAGCGCUUGCGCCUACUCACCCUCCCUGGAUGCAGCAAACCGGACCUGUUCCCGAGUGUUCCACUCUCACUGAAGCUCCGAGUUAUCAGCCUCCACCUCCACCAUAUCCCAAGCAUUUGCUUCAGCAAAACCAGUCUGCUUCACUGUAUGAUUCUGUAGCCAAGGUCAACAAAGAUGAGCACACAGCAAAACAGUGCAUAUUACAGGUGGCUCAGAAUGCUGAAGAGGAUGAGCAUGAUAAGGCUACCGAGUAUGGGGAACGGUUUGAUGCUACAGAGAAGGAAAAAAAACUAAUUACAACAUCGCCUGUCCCAGUGCGGAAAAACAAAAAGGAUGAGGAACGCAGAGAGUCACGAAUUCAGAUAUACUCCUCACAAGCCUUCAAAUUCUUCAUGGAGCAGCAUGUGGAGAAUGUGCUCAAGUCUCAUCAGCAGAGGUUGCAUCGCAAAAAACAGCUGGAGAAUGAAAUGUCAAGGGUUGGAUUGUCAAAAGAUGCCCAGGAUCAGAUGCGCAAAAUGUUGUGCCAAAAAGAGUCCAAUUAUAUCCGCCUAAAGAGGGCAAAGAUGGAUAAGUCUAUGUUUGUGAAGAUUAAGACCCUGGGAAUAGGUGCAUUUGGGGAAGUCUGUCUUGCUCGGAAAGUAGAUACCAAUGCAUUAUAUGCUAUGAAAACACUGAGGAAGAAAGAUGUAUUGCUGCGAAACCAAGUUGCUCAUGUCAAAGCUGAACGGGAUAUCUUGGCAGAAGCUGACAAUGAGUGGGUAGUUCGACUCUAUUAUUCAUUCCAAGACCGAGACAAUCUUUAUUUUGUGAUGGACUACAUUCCAGGAGGAGACAUGAUGAGUCUCCUGAUCAGAAUGGGCAUCUUUCCAGAACCUCUGGCACAAUUCUACAUUGCUGAACUGACCUGUGCUGUGGAAAGUGUUCACAAAAUGGGCUUCAUUCAUAGGGAUAUUAAACCAGAUAACAUUCUGAUAGACAGAGAUGGACAUAUAAAACUAACUGACUUUGGGCUGUGUACUGGUUUUCGAUGGACCCACGAUUCCAAGUAUUACCAAAGUGGUGACCAUCCUCGGCAGGACAGCAUGGAUUUCAGUAAUGAAUGGGGUGAUCCCAAGAGCUGUAAGUGUGCAGAGAGACUAAAACCAUUGGAGCGCAGGGCAGCUCGACAACAUCAACGCUGUCUGGCACAUUCCCUAGUGGGCACACCGAAUUACAUUGCACCAGAGGUGUUGCUCCGUACAGGUUACACCCAGCUGUGUGACUGGUGGAGCGUUGGUGUUAUUCUUUAUGAAAUGCUAGUAGGACAGCCUCCUUUCUUGGCACAAACUCCACUGGAAACACAGAUCAAGGUUAUAAACUGGCAGACGACACUUCACAUCCCACCCCAGGCUAAACUUAGCCCAGAGGCAUCCGAUCUCAUCAUCAAACUUUGCCGAGGUCCAGAAGAUAGGCUUGGGAAGAAUGGCACAGAUGAAAUAAAAGCCCAUCCGUUUUUCAGAUUGAUUGAUUUCUCCAGUGACAUCCGGCACCAAUCUGCUCCAUAUAUUCCUAAGAUUACACACCCAACAGAUACGUCCAAUUUUGAUCCUGUGGAUCCUGACAAAUUGUGGAGUGAUAGUAGCAAUGGAGAAAGUGUCAAUGACACACUGAAUGGCUGGUACCAGAAUGGGAAGCACCCAGAACACGCUUUCUACGAGUUCACAUUCCGGAGGUUUUUUGAUGAUAAUGGCUACCCUUACAGCUACCCCAAACCAUUGCAGUGUGAUUAUCUCAAUCCAGAAACACCUGAACAUCAAGCAGAAAGUAACAGGGAAAACACUGCAAUGGGGAAAGGGAGCCAGAAUAGAGAGCUGGUUUAUGUAUGAAGUGAAAAUCAUUACUUUUUUUAAAAGCAGUGCGCCCCUUGUUUAAUUUCCAGGGACAGAUAUUAAUUUCUAUUCAUGCUUUCACUUUUAGUUUAAGGGCUUACAGAAAGGUAUAUUUUGUAAGUAUUAAUUUAUUUCUACAUUGUAAUUUGAAGCCUCCAGCAGUUACACUUGAGUUAAUAGAAUGCUGAUUUGAGCACCUAACACUAGAGUUUAAAUCAAUUUCAUCAUGUGAUCUGUAGUUGAUCAGCAAAAUUGUAAUUGAUUUUCUUCUUCACUUACACUAAGUCUUUAUUAUUACUUUAAUUGCUUUGAUAUUCUUGGAGAGCUUUAUGUAGGUGAGUGCACAGUAGGUGCCUUUUCUCAUUAAAAGUUUAAAGAAGUCAUUUUGCAAGGCUCCAACCCCAGCAGAGAACCUUGCUCGAAGAGCAUCCAAGUCAAAGGAAGGAACAUAAUGGAGUGGCUGACUCUAUAACCCGCACUUUGAAACAGUAAGACUGUAUGUUGAAAGUGAGGAUAGAGUUGCAAUACUACAGGGCUAAACUGUUAUCUGUUCCUAUUUAACGAGACUGCAAACUGGAGUGAAUUUUGGGUUUCAACACUACAGGGCCCAUCGUGGGAUGUGCAUUGAGUGUGAGGGUAGGGCUGUAAUACUGCAGGGCCUAUUUUAGAUAUAUUCUAAUCAACCUGUUCAGCGAUGUUAUUACAUGCCUCCUGGUUCAGAGAUAGGGACAGUACCACAAAGAGUCUAAAAAAAGGCUCAUUUUAUACUCAUUGGGAGUUGAGAGAAGUUACUAACACGACAGGGCUCAUUCAUGCUCUGGUCUAGUCAAGUUUAUCUCUGGGAGGUUUUGAACAUAUGUAUCUGAAACCUACAAAAUGGUCUUUUAUGCUGUGCCUUAAAACAUCCUGCUUAGCUUUGACCAAAUAUGAAGAAAGUAGUUUGGUAUACUUUAUAUGAAAAUAAUUUUCUUUUAGAAGUGUGUAGAACACAGGUUAUUAGCUAUUUUUUUCUAAUUUAUGCAUUGAAUUCUAUUUAUAAAUUAUACAUGUAUAAACAUUUAAUUUGACUUCCAAUGACAUUAAAUCUAAGAUCAUUUUCAAAGGUAAUUGCUUUGCAAUCUGUUAACAUAACUGGUUCAUUUAAAUCAAAAUUAUCAACCUUGCACCACCACCUGCCAAUUGCCUUUCAAGCCACCCACCAUCUAAAUUUGGAAUUCCCUUCUUAGCAGUGUGGCCAUACCGACACUAUGUGGACUGCAGUGCUUCAAGAAGGCAUAUCAGCAGUGUCUUCUCAGGGAGAAUUAGGGAUGGGAAGUACGUGCUGAAUUUGCCAAUAACACAUAAUUAAAGUCAUCAAAUAAAAUUACUCCUUCAAGAUUUAAAAGAUAGAUAUGAUUGCCUCAUUUUAUAGCAAGCAGCAUUUAUCACUGUGCAAGAAUUCACACACACAUUUCUGGUGAGAUUUUUGAACUUGUGGCUGCAGCAUAGCUUGCUGAAGGGAAGAUCAGCAAGAAAUACAUUCUGAGUGAAGCCACAUCCUUGAUCACAUCAUUGGGUUGAAGAUCCAAUCAUUCAAAUCAGUCUUUUGAUAAAAAUACAGGUGAGUUUUUUAUAGAGCACUUUACAAAGAUUUUAAUAAAUUGUACCCAUUUAAAAAAAAUGCAUUCGACAGUCUGUUUUAGAAAAGUGUUAAUUGAAUUUAGUGGUUAACAAGGGCAUUUUGGAGUCGUGAGGCCAGACCAUCAGAUUUCCUUCUCUAAAGGGCCUUUGUGAACCAGAUAGGUUUUUAACAUCCAUGCUGAUAGUUGUCAUGUCACUAAGACUAGUUUUAUGUUCCAACACUUGGGCAUCUAGAUUACUAGUCAGGCAAUAUUACUGCCAUUCCCCACAUUAAACUGACAAUAUAUAUCAAAUUUGAACUUAGAAAAUUUAUAGGUAUGUAUCUCCCAACAAUAAGUUUGAGAUGCCUAGAAAAUUUAAUAUGUGGAUGGCUUGGAGAGGCUGUCUACUAACAGCAUCAUUACAUCAUGCAAGAAAUUGAAGGAUUUUGUGCUGUCAACUGGGGUUUUCGUGAACUUAAAUUUCGUUAUUGAAAACAUCACCUUCUCAAAAACCAGGUCUUUGCUUCAUAAUCUUUUAAUGGAAACUGAAUAAAUGAUUGAGUUGUCAAGUGCAUUUUUAUUUGGACUAAGAUAAUUCAUAAAGGUAAGAGACUUUCAUUGACUGUUGAAGUGGUGGAUGUUCUGAAGGCUUUUAACGAGUAUGAAGAGAUGGCAAGACAGCUUUAAUAAUAUUUAUAAAAUACCAUCAGUGUUCUACUUAGUCUGUUGUAUUUAUACAUUAAUCUGAAGUACUCAAAGUAAGUUUAGCAAAUAGGCCUUGUCUUCAGAUCAGAAAUUAAUCCAAUACUGUGCUGAGGUAUUGGCUUAACAGUCUACAUUGCAUUGAAGUCCCUAAAAUGGGACAUUUGACUCUUAUGCCACAAACAUCAAUCUUUACAAUUGCAAUGUUUCCCACUCCCUUCCUCAGAUGUUAAGUGGAAUUUAGUUUAUUAACUCAUCUAGUGACCUAACCAACAUCCCUACCCUUAUGAGGUGUCCAGUAAAUUUACGCAAAACAAAAUAUUCAGUGUAUAUCCUGUCCUCAGCAGCUUGUUUGUAAGUGCAUCUGCUCAGUUCUUGACCACUCACCAGAAAUAGAGUUGAGUGCAAAUGUGCCAGGAUGGGUCAUGUGAUUCCAUAGUAGU
Molecule: messenger RNA, 6547 nt
Organism: Chiloscyllium plagiosum (whitespotted bambooshark)
Lineage: Eukaryota; Metazoa; Chordata; Chondrichthyes; Orectolobiformes; Hemiscylliidae
Gene: lats1
Product: large tumor suppressor kinase 1
Biological process (GO): peptidyl-serine phosphorylation; positive regulation of apoptotic process; regulation of organ growth
Molecular function (GO): protein binding; ATP binding; protein serine/threonine kinase activity
Source: RefSeq, a predicted model, not a curated record